CAUUAGAUUUUAAAAAAAAUUGUUCUUGCAUCAAAUUAACAAAGGAAAUUAAAAGAGAAAAGUCGGAAAACGAUUAAGCUUUAUAAAUUAAUUUAAAAAAGAAUUAUGUGCAAUGUCAAAAUUUGUUUUUGAUAGUAUGCUACCAAAAUAUCCACAAUUUCAACCAUUUAUAAGUUCGCACUUAUCUACAACGCAAAAUUCAUCAUCCGCCGCAGCAGCAGCUGCAGCAGUUGCAGCAGCAGUAGCAUCAUCAUCAUCGGCAUCAUCUUUAUUGACAACAAGUAUAAACGGUGGAAUUUCAUCGUUACACCACAAUAAUACACCUUCAUCUGUAUCAUCCGUAAUCAAUAAUUUAAAUAAUAGUAAUAAUAGCAAUAACAACGGUAGUAAUAGUAACAAUCAUCAUAGUACAAAUAACAAUAAUAACCAUACCAGCAAUAGCAAUAGUUUAAAUACAUCUCAUCAUAGUGGUGGUACAACGACAUCUAAUUCAGAAGGUAGCCCAUUAGCAAGUUCCGACGGUAGUCCGAAUCCUCCGAUUCCGACCAGUAAAAUGUAUCCAUAUGUUUCUAACCAUCCAACUACGCAUAGCAGCCUUUCAGGGAUGCCUGGAUUCUCUGGCUUAGAAGACAAAUCUUGCAGGUAUACAGACAGUGUAAUGAACAGUUAUCAGUCUAUGGGAGUACCAGGUGGAGCUUCUAGUUUUGCACAAUUUUAUCACCAAGCUGCAGCGGCAACAGCGGCUGCUGGUGCCGUCGGCGUAGGUGUAGAUGGUUUAGGUAAUGCUUGUACACAACCUACAUCUGGGGUUGUAUCCACCGGCGGUACAGGAUUAAGUAGUGCUGACUUACCUAGGUAUCCUUGGAUGGCAUUAACGGAUUGGAUGGGUAGUCCUUUUGAAAGAGUAGUUUGUGGUGACUUUAAUGGUCCAAAUGGUUGUCCUAGACGAAGAGGUCGUCAAACAUAUACAAGAUUUCAAACUCUUGAGUUAGAAAAAGAGUUUCAUUUUAAUCAUUAUUUAACACGAAGACGAAGGAUUGAAAUUGCGCAUGCGUUAUGUUUAACCGAACGACAGAUAAAAAUUUGGUUCCAGAAUAGACGAAUGAAAUUAAAAAAAGAAUUAAGAGCUGUUAAAGAAAUUAAUGAACAGGCACGACGGGAUCGUGAAGAACAAGAAAAAAUGAAAGCACAAGAAAUGAAAUCCGCCCAACAUAAAGUCAAUCAACAUCAUGAUCAUUCAUCGAUUGUAUCAUCACAAAAUUUAGGUGGUAGUCACUUACAUCAUUCAGUUGUGCAAAAUGAUUUAAAAUUGGGCUUGGGAAUGGGUGUAGGAGUUUCGAGUAAUUUAGGAAUGAUGGGUUCACUCGAUAAAACCAAUCACGAUAUAUUGAAAGCAGUCAGUAAAGUUAAUUCAUAAAUAAAUAAAUUUAAUUAAUUUAAAUUAUUAUAUAUAUAUAUAUAUAUAUAUAAAUACAUAUACAUUUAAAUACACAGAUAUAUGAGUAUAAAAAUAAUAUUAAUAUUAAAAUUAAAUACACAUUCAUUGAUUUAUAAGACUAAAUAAGUUUUAACAGAAAAUAAGUUUUUUUUUAUAUUAUAUUUAAAAAACAAAAAGAAAAAAAAAUAAGAAAAGAAAAACCAUUUAAAAAAAUUAAGGUGUGCGAAAAAAGUAAGUGUGGUUUAAACUAAAGGAAUAUUUCAAUAUAAUUAAUGAAAUAAUUUGAAUUAUAGUCUAUAGUAUUCAAAGAGAAUUAAUUUGGUUAUAUAAAAGAAAAGUAUAACAAACAAAAGGUAAAAUAAAAA
This is a messenger RNA of Condylostylus longicornis, 1803 nucleotides long. Its product is annotated as homeobox protein abdominal-A. Lineage: Eukaryota; Metazoa; Arthropoda; Insecta; Diptera; Dolichopodidae. The record is from RefSeq and is a predicted model, not a curated record. Gene Ontology annotation, molecular function: RNA polymerase II cis-regulatory region sequence-specific DNA binding; DNA-binding transcription factor activity, RNA polymerase II-specific. The coding region runs from base 113 to 1417 and encodes 434 amino acids. Gene Ontology annotation, biological process: negative regulation of transcription by RNA polymerase II; anterior/posterior pattern specification. The transcript is spliced from 5 exons. Gene Ontology annotation, cellular component: nucleus.